This is a messenger RNA of Ostrinia nubilalis (European corn borer), 903 nucleotides long. Its product is annotated as ommochrome-binding protein-like. The coding region runs from base 1 to 903 and encodes 300 amino acids. The record is from RefSeq and is a predicted model, not a curated record. The transcript has 2 exons. Lineage: Eukaryota; Metazoa; Arthropoda; Insecta; Lepidoptera; Crambidae. Gene Ontology annotation, molecular function: protein binding.
AUGGCGUUCAGCUCAUCAGUUCUGCUCAUCCUGACGCUCUUCCACGGUCUCCAAGCUGAGAAGGUGGUCUGCGAUGGCAUCAUCUUCAACCACGUGUAUUUUGACAGGGAACUCCUCGUGAACAACCUCGGGAGACCAUACAACCUGGUCAUGCACAAGUUCUCGGGGCUGUUGUUUUUUAGCCACACGGUGCAAAACGGGACCCACGCAGACUUCCUGAUCACAACCUGCCACAUCGAUAAGCGUACUUGUUCCAACGUGAGCGGAGUUCCCGGAGGAUAUGCCAUCGCUUACGACGCCGGCAACGACGACAUAUACUUAGGAGGCCACGACGGCAUCUACAAGUAUAACUUUCUCACCAAAUCAGCGGACUUCUUCGCCGAAGAAGGCAAAAGCAUAUGGGGAUUAUUCGUCAGAAGAAAUUUCUACUACAUCGAGUACCCAACGCAAAAACUUAGAGUGUACCAAGACGAUGAGUUCUUGCCUGUUGCUGAGGCUAUUAAUAUAGAAGUCGACCAUUUCUUCAUUUCGAAACACAUGGAUAUUUAUUUCUCCAACAGAACAGCUUUGUACAAAGUUGAAAAGCCGAAGAAAGAAGCUAUAGUUUUAAGCGAUGAAGUAGUGAUUCGACAAAUAGUUGAAGACAGCUAUGGUGACACAUAUUUUUGUACCAGCGAUGGCAUAUACAUUGAAGAUAAACCGUACCAUAGAAUCAAAAAAGUGGCGCACAUAGUCCAAGCUUUUGGCCUGACUUUCGAUGAGCAUGAUCAGAUAGUGUAUUCCGAUCGAAAUGCAAUUUAUAGAUUAAAACCAAGUAAAGUUGGUCCGUUAUGUUAUGAGGUUUUAACUAACCCUGCUGAAAGAGAAGAUUUGGAAAGAAUUAAAGAUACUCUUAUUAGUUAA